Messenger RNA from Metopolophium dirhodum (rose-grain aphid), 915 nucleotides. RefSeq lists its product as uncharacterized. The record is from RefSeq and is a predicted model, not a curated record. The transcript has 3 exons. Lineage: Eukaryota; Metazoa; Arthropoda; Insecta; Hemiptera; Aphididae. Bases 1 to 915 code for a protein of 304 amino acids.
AUGGAACCGGUAUGCUUUAACUGGCACAUAUUAAAAGCAAACAAAAGAUUAAACGAACGUUAUGAUUUCAAAAAAUUAAAUAAGAUAACCAGAAAUAUUGAACUCUUUAUGAAUGACCAUUGUAACGGAGAAUGUAAGGAAUUACUUAAAUUAAUAGAGAAAACAAGAGAUCCAAGCUAUAUACUCGAAUAUCCUAAGUUUCUUUCAACUGGAAUGUCAUAUAGGUCCUUAGCAUUUUCUUUUCGUAUGGCUCAUAAUACAAUUGGAGAAAUUAUUUAUGAUACGUGCAAUAUUAUUAGGAAACUUUUUGCUAACAUUCACAUGCCAUUCCCUACUACAGAUAUGUUUUACAAAAUUGCUCAAGACUUUGAGAUGCUAUGGAACUUUCCUAAUUGUGGAAUAUGCGAUGCUAAAUAUAAAUUCAUUGCUAUAGAUGUUGGAGCAUACGGAAGACAAAGCGAUAGUGGAGUUUUCACAGUAUGUAAUAUUUAUGAGCAUUUGAAGGGAAAUACAUUUAACUUGCCACCAAAAAAAACACUACCUCAUUCAACUUUUCUUAUGCCAUUUGUAUUAUUGGGUGAUCAAGGAUACCCAUUAAAAGAAUACCUAAUGAGACCUUAUCCUUUUGAUAAUAAUUUGGACAAAACAAAAGCAAUUUUCAACUACCGCUUAAGUCGUGCUAGACGAAUGAUCGAAUGUACUUUUGGUAUUUUAGUAUCAAAAUGGAGGUGUUUAAAAACUGAAAUACAAAUUGAUCCAAAACAUGUUGACACAAUCUUAAAGACCAUUUGUUUGAUUCAUAAUAUUAUUAUAGACCAAGAAGGUGUAGACGAAACAUUAAUUUCAAAAAUAAACCAGAACUUAACAAAUCCAGAUUUAGUUCACAAUAAUACAUCAAGACGUAACAAUCGUUAA